Molecule: messenger RNA, 465 nt
Organism: Chrysochloris asiatica (Cape golden mole)
Lineage: Eukaryota; Metazoa; Chordata; Mammalia; Afrosoricida; Chrysochloridae
Gene: CUNH15orf40
Product: chromosome unknown open reading frame, human C15orf40
Exons: 4
Coding region: 1-465 (154 amino acids)
Cellular component (GO): cytoplasm
Source: RefSeq, a predicted model, not a curated record
AUGCUGCGGCUCGGCAGCGUGCAGCGGCAGUUGUGGGCAGUCUUCGAUACUUGGUCCUCUGCGCGGCUCCCUUUUGGCGCCGACAUGCCGAAGAAGGCUGGUGCAACGAACAAGGGUAAAAGCCAGAACAAGGAACCAGAACGACCACUUCCUUCCUCAGGUCCUGUGGCAGUUGAUCCUAAAGGUUGUAUCACCAUCGCCAUCCAUGCCAAACCUGGCUCCAAACAAAAUGCUGUAACAGAUGUGACAGCUGAAGCCAUCGGCGUAGCUAUUGCUGCACCGCCGUCAGAAGGCGAGGCUAACGCUGAGCUCUGCCGCUACCUCUCCAAGGUCUUGGAACUCAGGAAGAGUGAUGUCAUUUUGGAUAAGGGUGGUAAGUCUCGUGAAAAGGUGGUGAAGAUUUUGGCCUCUACAACUCCAGAAGAGAUCCUGGGCAAAUUACAAAAGGAAGCUGAAAAUAAAUAG